Messenger RNA from Procambarus clarkii (red swamp crayfish), 1347 nucleotides. It is a transcript of the gene Ntmt, whose product is annotated as N-terminal methyltransferase. Gene Ontology annotation, cellular component: cytoplasm. NCBI's taxonomy places the organism in Eukaryota, Metazoa, Arthropoda, Malacostraca, Decapoda, Cambaridae. The record is from RefSeq and is a predicted model, not a curated record. Gene Ontology annotation, biological process: N-terminal protein amino acid methylation. Gene Ontology annotation, molecular function: N-terminal protein N-methyltransferase activity.
GUGUUUGUUUACAAGAACUGCAGGUCACUUUGUACAGGCACGAUUCAUGGUGUCCACGUUGUCUCACUCGCUUCCUGCUGCUGCUGCUAAAAUUUAGUUCCCGUCAGGCAUGGUGCCUCCUCACGCCUAUACGAACUCAUCAUAGCUCUAAGUUUUGCCUUGUGGUUCAGCAUCGCAGAGCGGUACCGAGAGAAUAUUGUCAGUCUGUGGAAGACGCUUCUUAGAAACGUUUGUUAGACCGUCAUGGACUCCAUGGACCAGUCUACUGGCGAGGUGGCGUGCCCUGGGGACCUACAUGAUGACCUGGAUAGUAAAGACGACACAUUGGAAGGUAAAAUAGACAUGUUGAAUGGUAAAGACGACAUGCUGGAUGAAGAGUCUAGAAAAGCCACUAUGGCGCAAGAGGACCCAGCAUUUUACUCUGAUGCAGCAGCUUAUUGGGACAACAUUCCUGCCACUGUCAAUGGUAUGUUAGGAGGGUUUGCGCACAUUAAUGUUGCCGACAUUAGUGGAUCGGAUGCAUUUUUGCGAAGUGUAUUUAAAAUGAAGAACCCUCCUGGACAUGGACGAGCUGUUGACUGUGGUGCAGGAAUUGGCAGAAUAACCAAACAUUUACUGCAGAAACAUUUUGGGAAAGUUGAUCUUGUUGAGCAGUGUCAAAAUUUUAUAGACAGAGCAAAGGAAAACUUCAAGGGCUCCAGAAAAAUCGGCAGAUGUUUGUGUCAGGGCCUCCAGCACUUUUCGCCUGAGCCCGACACUUACGAUGUUGUGUGGUGUCAAUGGGUGUUGGGUCAUUUAACUGAUGCAGAUCUUGAAGACUUUUUUAGAAGAAUGGCUCGUGGAGUAAAAUCCAAUGGUGUAAUUAUUAUAAAGGAAAAUGUUUCAUCUUCUGGUACUGUGGAGCUGGAUGAAAAAGAUUCGUCUGUGACUCGACCUGAAAGCCUUCUUUUAGACAUUAUUGAACGGGCAGAACUCAGAAUUCUGAAAAAUACAAAGCAAUCAAACUUUCCAAAAGGUCUAUAUGAAGUGAAAAUUUUGUGUCUUAGGCCAAAAACUUGUGUUUAGUAAUAUAGUUCAUGGAAAUCCUGUGUGUUUACAAUUUAAACAAGUAAUUGUAUUACACACAAAAUUGAGGUUUGUUAGUUAUGGUCAUUUACUUACUUAGUUUUUCAGCAUUGACUUAACAAAACAGUAUUAUAAUAGUUAACAACUUUAACCUUUGAAGGAAUAAGAUUGUAUACAAUAUGAGAUUAUUUACUAGAUAAACUAAGCUUCCUCAUAUUUCUAUUACAGUUGGUCCCUGAAAGAACCUUGUUCACUUGUUAGUAAAAAGUUUCCUCAAGAUUA